CGCAAAAUCAUCAGUAAAUUCAAAAUAUUCAAACUUUAAACAUAAUACAAAAUGUUCUCCUUAAAGUGUAUUCUAUUGGUGGCCACCUGUCUAGUUCUGACUGCUACUGCUUCACCUAUAGAAUUUGCAGAUUUCUAUGAACUUCAACCACAAGAUGCUUUGAACUAUGAAUAUGAACCAGUGUUAUCGCGACAAGUUAGAUCUCCACAACAUGGUAGUAUCGAUUUGGGCGUAAGAAAGGAUCAAUAUGGACGUGAAGCUUCAGUUAACUACAAUCAUAAUUUAUACACCAGCAGUGAUGGCCGUGGAUCGAUUGAUGCUUAUGCUCAAGCUUCUCGCAAUUUCGAUUACAAUCGUAAUGACUACGGUGGUGGCAUUCGUGGAUCCUGGAGAUUUUAAAUAAGUUUUUGCAUUGUUUUCUUGAGUAUUAUGAAAAAUAAUAAAUGACUGAAUAAUAUA
Molecule: messenger RNA, 459 nt
Organism: Lucilia cuprina (Australian sheep blowfly)
Lineage: Eukaryota; Metazoa; Arthropoda; Insecta; Diptera; Calliphoridae
Exons: 1
Coding region: 52-399 (115 amino acids)
Source: RefSeq, a predicted model, not a curated record